AUGAAUCGUAUGAGAAAAAUUGUUAGUAAAAAAAAAAGAAGGUAUCAACAAGAUGGUUUUGAUCUUGAUUUAUCAUAUAUUCGACCUAAUGUUAUUGCAAUGGGAUAUCCAGCUGAUAGUUAUGAAGGAGUUUAUAGAAAUAAUAUUGGCGAUGUUAGUCGAUUUUUAUCAUCUAAACAUGGAGAUAAAUUUUAUAUAUAUAAUUUAUGUGUUGAAAGUGAACGUCAUUAUGAUGGAUCACGUUUUAAUAAUAAUGUUUGUACAGACUUUAGUUUUGAAGAUCAUAAUCCACCUACAAUCAAAAUGGUUUUGGCUUUUUGUCAACAUGCUGAAACACAAUUAAGUUUAAUCACUGAUAGAACACUUGUGAUACAUUGUAAAGCAGGAAAAGGUCGAACCGGUGUUAUGUCUUGUUGUUUUCUACUUUAUUAUUAUCGUGAUGAAUAUAAUGAUCCAUUACAAACAUUAAAAUUCUAUGCUCAACAAAGAACGUCGAAUGAAAAAGGUGUUACAAUACCUAGUCAACGUCGAUAUGUCGAAUACUUUGGACAUUUACUUAAUAGUCAAGUUCUAUAUUCACCUAAACAAAUUGUUUUUACCGGUUUAUUAAUAACAUAUAAACAAAAUCAAAUACGAAAUACAAGUCUCUAUUAUACAGUUAGUUCAUCGGAUCAUCGUAUACAAUAUCAAUCAUCUGAAAUUCCACUUGAAUAUGAUACAACUAUAAAUCGAGAUUCAUUAGUAGAUUAUUCAGUAUUAAAUGCAGAACAUAAACAUUUUAUUCCACCAGCAAAUCAACAAUGUCAAAUACUAUUAGAAGAAGAUGUUUUAAUUGAAAUUUUUUUUACAAAAACAAAACGAGGAAAAUCAGAAAAAUUAUGUCAUUUUUGGUUUAAUACAUUUUUUCUUGUUGAUCCUAACAUGCAAAAUAUAUUAAGUGUUUAUACAGAAAAGUAUCCAGAAAGUAAUCUAGGUGUACUUAGUGCAUGUCUUAUACCUGAAUAUGGUCACAAACAUUUAUAUACGAUGAUUAAAAAAGAUAUUGAUGGUUUUCACAAAGAUAAAUUACAUCGAUUAGCACCAUCAUCAUUUACAGUAUCUGUGCUAUUCGAUUAUGUUCCUACACCUUCUUCAACACUUCCACAAUCUGAACAAUCUACGAUAUUAACUGAGACAAAAGCCAAUACAAAUUUAAAAAUAAUCGAAUCAGGCGAUCAAUCAUCACUUAUAAUUGGCCCAUCAGAUAAGCUAAUUGGUAAAGAUGAACUAACACAAAAUAAUCGUUUAAAUCAAACAAAUGAUAAAUUAACAGUACCAAAUGAUAUUCUAAAUUUCCAUGGAUCUAAACGUCGUAGUCCUCGACCAGUAUCUUAUAAUGCACGUACAUUUUCUCUUUAUACAAAUGGUGUGUCUGAUUGGGAUAGUACGGAUUCAGAAUCAGGUAUUAAUGAAACAAAUGGUAAUUACGGUGAAGCAGAAACUUGUCAAACUCAUUUUUAA
This is a messenger RNA of Adineta steineri, 1500 nucleotides long. The record is from the annotation of a GenBank genome assembly. Lineage: Eukaryota; Metazoa; Rotifera; Eurotatoria; Adinetida; Adinetidae.